UUUUUUUUUUUCUUAUCAUUAUUAUUAUUAUUCAUUAUAUUCCACUUUUAUGAUUGUGCAUGUUUACUACAAAGUAUUCAUACCGCCUUUAUUCCACCUUUUCUCACCAUACAAAGUCCCCUUUUGAAAUUCUUCAAUUACCACGACAUGCAAGUCAAGCCGAUAUUAAAAAAAAAUAUUAUGCUUUAGCUAAAACUCUUCAUCCUGAUAGUGGAGCUACCAGUGAUAUUACAGCUUUUCAAGAAGUAUCAGAUGCUUAUGAAUUCCUAAAACAACCUGAUAGACGUCAUUUAUAUUUGAAAACAGGUUAUGGAUGGGAUCCUAUUAUACGUUCAACUACUACUACUACUACUACUACUACUACUACUACUACUUAUUCUUCACCACCACCACCGCAGUAUGAAGAUAAUGUUACUUAUAGAGGUGGUGAAUGGUCAUCUCAUCAGAAUACUCGAUAUGCUUCUAAUACUACCAUCUUUGUUAUUUUAUCUGGACUUAUGAUUACUUUUGCUAUCACCAACUUUAUCUAUACUCCUUUUGCCAAUCGAUGGAUAAAAGCCUUGGACAAUCAUCAUGCGAAAACAAGUCGGGAUUUGGAACGUGCUCGUACUGAUGCUAGACGUUAUGGUAAUCAACAUGGUCGUCAACGUGUCAUUCAAGCUUCUACUUUAUCUCAAAUGGAAACCAACCAUAACAGUAGUAAUAGUAAUAGUAAUAAUAAUAAUGGUAGUAGUUAUCAUCACUAGUGUAUUUACAUUCCCCCCUUCUCAAUAAAAAAAAACCAUCACGUUUUUAUUCUAC
Molecule: messenger RNA, 801 nt
Organism: Halteromyces radiatus
Lineage: Eukaryota; Fungi; Mucoromycota; Mucoromycetes; Mucorales; Cunninghamellaceae
Exons: 1
Coding region: 60-746 (228 amino acids)
Source: RefSeq, a predicted model, not a curated record